Messenger RNA from Paraglomus brasilianum, 483 nucleotides. NCBI's taxonomy places the organism in Eukaryota, Fungi, Glomeromycota, Glomeromycetes, Paraglomerales, Paraglomeraceae. The record is from the annotation of a GenBank genome assembly.
AUGACGUGGGUUGAGAUGCAAAGUUAUUGUCGACCAGAUGGUGGCGGAACUAAUAUCUUUCCUCAAUUGAUUACUGAUCCAGCUAACUCAAGUGCCUUAAAAAUGACUGUUCCUCCUCACUCAGCUGGCUCUAGUUCUUGUCCAAUGAGUAGCGGAGGAUUCUGCACAGGUGGUCAUGGAGUGAGAUAUGAGUAUAAAAUUACUAUUUUGGGAAUGACGGAUUCUUAUGGAAUGACUGCCGACGAUGAUAAUUCAGGAGUUUUUGCUUUUCAAGACAGAAAUAAAAUUGGAAUUCAGCAAUUUGGGAAUGUGAUAAUUGAUCGGACUAUUAAUGAGCCGGAAGGAAUGCCAUCUAGUUCGACAUUACCAGCCACUGGAAUUACUCCUGCUACUGUUCCUGCUACUCCUUUCAACCCCAAUCAAUUUCCCCAAUCUGGUAAUCUAAUGCCUAAUCCAACUGGUUCAGGAGAACAAGAAUUUCCU